ACGCGGUCUGUGGGAGACCGGAGCGGGAGACAGCGGUGACAGGAGCAGCGGCCGGGAGCCCUUAGGGAGGCAGGUGAGCGGGGGCUGGAUGCGGGGAGAUAGCGGGCCUGGAGGGCGGCUCCAGGGCGAGGCGGGGACUGUGGCACCAAGAGUCCUGCGUCCCCAGAUUGUGCUGUGCGCCUGAAGCCCUGGCGGUGCAGCCGUGCACGGAGUCCCGUGGAGCGUUUGUUUGGGCUGGAUUAUCCCGCUGCAGCCGAGGUUGGGGGCCCGGGUUCGGGGCUCCGCACCUCUUCUCUGGGGUUCACCCUCUCGGAUACCGCCUGGGCAGACUCCAUCGAUGCAGAACCCGAGGUGCGGGUGGUGGUUGGUGGGGGGGUAGGGAGGUGAAAACAAUAACAGCCGUUUUGUACUAAGCGUUGCGUGCAUUGACCAUUCAUUUAUUUUAUUUAUUUAUUUAUUUUUGAGACGGAGUUUCGCUCUUGUUGCCCAGGCUGGAGUGCAAUGGCGCGAUCUCAGCUCACUGCAACCUCCGCCUCCCGGGUUCAAGCGAUUCUCCUGCCUCAGCCUGCCAACUAGCUGGGAUUACAGGCGUGUGCCACCACGCCUGCUAAUUUUUGUAUUUUUAGUAGAGAUGGGGUUUCUCCCUGUUGGUCAGGCUAGUCUCGAACUCCCGAGCUCAGGUGAUUCGCCCACCUCGGCCUCCCAAAGUGCUGGGAUUACAGGCGUGAGCCACCACGCCCGGCCUGACCCAUUCAUUUCUUACAACAACCCAUUGAGGUCGGUUCUAGUCCCCAUUUACUAAACGAAGAAACUGAGGUCACACAACUAGAAAGCUACAGAACUAGGAUUUGUACCCACAUCUAUCAGACUCCAGAGCCCACAUACUUAACCAUCCUGCUACCAACAGCAGCCAGGCCCAGAGUCUGGCUCACCCAAAGCUCUCCACAAGCCCAACCUGCUGGGAAACAGAUUUGAUAUCUAUCCUUAAAGUAUGGAGGUGUCAUGGUGGGCACUGAGGACUGGGCUGCUGGAGACCUUCCCCCAGAUCUGCCGCUGACCCACUGCGUGAUCCUGGGCCUGUGUCUACCCCUCUCUGAGCCCAGUUUCACCCUUGUUUCAGUGAUACAAUCAGCAAACUUUAAGAAGACUCUUAGCCAAGAUAUUCUAGGAUUCUGGGAAUGGCAGCUUCUCCUACGUCUAAAUGGCUAACCCCAGAGGCGAUCAGGCUCUUCAAAGCCCCAGGGCAAGGCUGGGGUCUCAUUCUUCUCUUUAAUCCCUGUGUCUAGCACUUCAGCAGGCCCAUAGUAGAUAUUCAAGAAAUGUGGGUUGGCUGAAUAAACACUUCAUCUCUUUUCAGAACUGCAUGACAGCUGCUCUCCUGGGCCUUUGUGGGGCUUUGGAUUUCUCAGUUCUGGCCACCUUCUAUCUAGCUGGCUCUCCUGACUGCCUCCUCCCUGGCCAGUGGCAGAGCCUGCCAGGGCUGGCAGCAGGUCCUAAGCCUCUGUGCGAAGACCCACAGCCUCUGGAAUCCUCAGCAUAGUACAACUUGCAGGGGUGGGGGGUGGCACAUGAAGCUCAUAGCCCCUCCUGGUAGCAGUGCUCAGGGCCCAACUUCAGUUACUCCCAGUUUGGGGAUGUUGCCUUCCAUGGGAGGAGAUACUUUCAUAUUAAAUCUGAAACACUUCUUAUCCUUCACUGUCCCCUCUUCCAUGAAACCACCCUUGACUCAGAGACACAGUCCCUCUGACAGCACCUGGUCCACCCCUCUACUCUGGCAGCCCGGUGGUGAUUAUUUUGUUUUUCCUCCACCACAUAACCUGCUGGAAGGCAGGGACUCCACUUCAGAAAUCUUGGAAAACCCUGUGGCCCACAAGGGUUUGAGCUCAUAUUCCCAUCUGGUGAGGUGCAGAAGGCACAGAGCUGUGCCAGGACAUCUCGUUCCAACCCAGCCCCACUCCUAAUAGUAAUAAAAGUAGCUACAUGUUUACUGUGCAGCUACUUGGUGCCAGACACCUACCUUAUCCCUAUCAAUAAUCUCCACAGCCUUGCAAGUUAGAGAUAUCAUGCCUAUUUUGUAGAUUAUGAAAUGAACACUGAAAGGUCAAUUACUUUGCCCAAAAUUACACAGCAGAGCAUAGACCAAACCUGGGACUGUCUGACCCUGAAACAUGGAUCUUUCUGCACCGCCCUAUACUCUGCGUCCCAGCAAAGCUAACCUGUCUGAUGUGGUUGGGCAGAGGUGCUGGACCUCCUGGCGGCUCGCUCCUGUCUUCAGUGUGGUAAUGUCACAGGCAUUUAAAUUGUGGUUUGCAAGCUCGCUUGAUUUGGGAGAAGUGCCCUCCCAGUCUGUGAAAUUCUCCCAAACUCUAAGGGCCUUUUUGCAAAGCAAAACCCACCCUGCAUUUGGCUCUGCCAAUAUGUGAUUCAGGGGGUGUUUUCCCACUCACAGAAUGGAGUGGGAAACUCCACUUAUUAAGUACCUCUUACAAUGGAAUGACUCUAUGGUGUAGGUAUCAGGGCACUGAAAUAGAAGCCAGGAGCUGCAGGGUCAGUUUAUAGCUCUGUAUGUCACUCACUGUGAUCUCCAAAAGUCCCGUUGCCUCUUUAUACCCCAUUUUCCACAUUAAAGUGUAAGGGAUUAAACAGGAUUGGCAAUUUUCAAGCUUUUAAUAUUUUCAGCACUGACAGCCGUUUCUCAAAUCAAAUCUGUCUCUGAAUCUUAAAAUUCAAAAACAGAUCAAAGUGGACUGCUGUAGUGAGACUGUUCCCUUUACUCUAACCCUGCCCCGGUCUCAGGCUCCUAGGCAGUCCUGCCCCAGGGUUUCUGCUAAGCAGGAGCCAGUUGUUCCCUCAGCCUCCUAAAAGCGAUGGGGAGUUGAGGCCAGUGGAAUGCAGCUUUGGAUUCAGAAGCCAGAAAACAACAGAGAUUGUUUGUGGGAAGUGAGUCAGAGAGAUUAGACCUCUCUUCAACAUCUGACUAGACUCUAGAAUGGCAUUAAGCAAGUCACUGAACCGCUCAGAGCCUCUGUUUCCUUAUCACUAAAAGUUAGGACAAUUCUUGCAAUGAAAUGAGAUACUACUACCAAGUACUUCAGUGCUGUGCCCAGCACAGAACGAAUACACUCAGUAUGUUUUUCUUUUGUUUCUUCUGUCUCUCCAGCACCCAAAGCAGAAACAGUAUGGGCAGAGAGACGCCUACUGAAUCAGUUGUUCCCUCAGCCUCCUGAAAGCAAUGAGGAGUUGAGGCCACGGGAAUGCAGCUUUGGAUUCCAGAAGCCAAGGACCUGUUACAAAGGUGGUUUUCUGGGAAGCAAAUUAGAGGGAUUAGACCUGGCUUCGACAUCUGACUUGACUCCAACCUACCAAAGGAUCUCCCAGUUCACCUGGGAGUUAACACACCAGGGUUCUAGUCCUUUUGCUCGCUGUGUGGCUUUGGGCUGAACCCACUCAUCCUGCAAAACCAAGUUCAACGCCCUGUCAUUUUCUUUUUUUUUUUUUUUUUUGAGAUGGAGUCUCACACUGUCGCCCAGGCUAGAGUGCAAUGGGUGCACUCUCGGCUCACUGCAACCUCUGCCUCCUAGGUUCAAUCGAUUCUUCUGCCUCAGCCUCCAGAGGAACUCUGACUACAGGUGCACACCACCACACCCAGCUAAUUUUUGUAUUUUUAUUUUUAUUUCUAUUUAUUUAUUUAUUGUGAGAUGGAGUUUCUCUCUUGUUGCCCAUGCUGGAGUGCAAUGGCACGAUCUCGGCUCAUUGCAACCUCCGCCUCCCAAGUUCAAAGGAUUCUCCUAUCUCAGCUUCUGAAGUAGCUGGGAUUACAGGCAUGUGCCACCACACCCGGCUAAUUUUUUUUUAUUUUUAGUAGAGAUGGGGUUUCACCAUGUUGGUCAGGCUGGUCUCAAACUCCUGACCUCAAGUGAUCCACCCACCUCGGCCUCCCAAAGUGCUGGGAUUACAGGCGUGAGCCACCGUGCCUGGCCUAAUUUUUGUAUUUUUAGUAGAGACGGAGUUUCACCACAUUGGCCAGCCUGGUCUCAAACUCCAGACCUCAAGUGAUCCACCCGCCUCAGCCUCCCAAAGUGCUGGGGUUACAGGUGUGAGCCACUACGCCUGGCGCCUGUCUUCUUCUAAUAUGCCUCUUCUGACCUCCUCACUCCCAUUGGAGCCAUGGCUCACUUCUGGUCAGGCUCCAUGCACUCAAUCAGCCCUGCCUGCCAGGACUGUAGUGCCCACUUGAUGAGAAAUCACCUGUGAAAAUGCCAGGCAUGGUCUGGCACACAGUAGGUGCUCAAGAAACAAAUGUUAAUGCCCCAGCUUCCUUCUGUCUUGUGUCCACUAAUUUGGCAUUUGGAGCAUAUUUUUGUACUUCACGUAAUUAAAUAUUUACUGUGUGCCAAGGUCAGUGUGUGACAGAGCACUGUAGGGGAGGCAAAAAUGAACCAACUCUGGACCUUGCCCUGCAGAAGCUCUGUCUACUGGCAUGAGACAGAGCCUGCAGCCAAUGCCCCAGGAGCCCUCGGUUCCAACCAACUGAUGCCCCUGUGCCCACUGGCCCACGCCAUGCAGCCCCAGUCCGUUCUGCACAGCGGCUACUUCCACCCACUACUUCGGGCCUGGCAGACAGCCACCACCACCCUCAAUGCCUCCAACCUCAUCUACCCCAUCUUUGUCACGGAUGUUCCUGAUGACAUACAGCCUAUCACCAGCCUCCCAGGAGUGGCCAGGUAUGGUGUGAAGCGGCUGGAAGAGAUGCUGAGGCCCUUGGUGGAAGAGGGCCUACGCUGUGUCUUGAUCUUUGGCGUCCCCAGCAGAGUUCCCAAGGACGAGCGGGGUUCCGCAGCUGACUCCGAGGAGUCCCCAGCUAUUGAGGCAAUCCAUCUGUUGAGGAAGACCUUCCCCAACCUCCUGGUGGCCUGUGAUGUCUGCCUGUGUCCCUACACCUCCCAUGGUCACUGCGGGCUCCUGAGUGAAAACGGAGCAUUCCGGGCUGAGGAGAGCCGCCAGCGGCUGGCUGAGGUGGCAUUGGCGUAUGCCAAGGCAGGAUGUCAGGUGGUAGCCCCGUCGGACAUGAUGGAUGGACGCGUGGAAGCCAUCAAAGAGGCCCUGAUGGCACAUGGACUUGGCAACAGGGUAUCGGUGAUGAGCUACAGUGCCAAAUUUGCUUCCUGUUUCUAUGGCCCUUUCCGGGAUGCAGCUAAGUCAAGCCCAGCUUUUGGGGACCGCCGCUGCUACCAGCUGCCCCCUGGAGCACGAGGCCUGGCUCUCCGAGCUGUGGACCGGGAUGUACGGGAAGGAGCUGACAUGCUCAUGGUGAAGCCGGGAAUGCCCUACCUGGACAUCGUGCGGGAGGUAAAGGACAAGCACCCUGACCUCCCUCUCGCCGUGUACCACGUCUCUGGAGAGUUUGCCAUGCUGUGGCAUGGAGCCCAGGCCGGGGCAUUUGAUCUCAAGGCUGCCGUACUGGAGGCCAUGACUGCCUUCCGCAGAGCAGGUGCUGACAUCAUCAUCACCUACUACACACCGCAGCUGCUGCAGUGGCUGAAGGAGGAAUGAUGGAGACAGUGCCAGGCCCAAGAACUAGAACUUUAAAACGUUCCCGGGGCCUCAGACAAGUGAAAACCAAAGUAAAUGCUGCUUUUAGAACUGUGCCCUCAUGCCCUCUUCCUGCUCACAUGCUAGCGGGGCCCAGCAGCCCUGGGUGGUUUUGCCAGCAUGCUAACUCUUGUAACUCGCAGCUGCAUCCUAUGAGCUCUCCCAAGCUUCCCCGCCCCUCCCCUGGGUCAGCCGUGAGGCCCACCUUUGCCACCCUCAGCUCUUUCCUCUGGUGUGGCUUCAGCUUGAAAGCAACCUGGAGUCGGGGGCACAGCCUUUGGGGCCUGGCUGGGAGAGGGUCUUGGAGCAUUAGGGGAAGAAGAGAGCAGUGGGAUCUUGGGGCCUGAGAAGCCUUGGAACGCUUCUGGCAGCAGAGCUGGGUGUGGGAAUGAGGCCUAGAUCGAUAUCCCUGGGUUAGAGUUGAAAUUUGCCGCAAUUCCACUGGAAGGCAUUUCCCACGAGGCCAGAGGUUGCCAGGCUGCCUGAGGUCUCCUAUUCUACUCUGAACCAUAAACCCAGAGAAGAAUUACUCAUUAACCAGCAUAAAUACUGCCUGAGGAUCAAAACUCAGAGGCAAAGAGGGAGUUCCUGACUGCUAGAGGUGCCACCACCACAAACACUUUUUAUUCAGGAGAUACUUUUUGAGAAUCUCUGCUCUGUUCCUAGGUUCAGUGCUGGGUCCUGGGAAUACAGCAGGACAGACCUCAGCUUAUCUCUUCAUAGAAAUUAUACAAAGAGAAUUGGGGAGACAGCUAAGAAGAAAACAAAGAAAUAAAGCAGUUACAAAUUGUGAUAAGUGCUUUGAAGGAAAGAAGGGGUCUGAGACAACAACAGGGAAGGGGCCUCUCUUGAAACAGUAGUUGGGAAGGAGGCAGACAUGCACCAGUGAUGUGGUGACAGGUGCUCUGAAGGAGGUCACCAGGACCUGACCUCUUUGAAGGAUCAGAAAAUACUUCCCUGAAGGACUGACAUUUGAGCCUAGACCUGAAGGGUGAGCCAUCAAGCUAAGACAAUUGGGGAAGAGCAUUCCAGGGAGAGGGAGGAGUUGUGCAAAGGCCCUGGGGCUCCUUCUAGCUGGAGGAAUGCAAGGCUAGCUUGUCUGGAGCACUGAGAGGAUGGCCUGAACUGAGUGGAGAGAGACAGACCAGGACCAAACCAUGCAGAGGUCAAGGGCCACAUUCACCUUUUCAGAGUGACUCAAUCAAAUUUGUAGUUUGUAAAAGUAUUUUAACAGCUCUGCGGCAAAGUGCAAAUGAAAAGUCUUGAUGGCAUGGACUGGAGCGGGGACAGUGGGGAUGGAGAAAGGGGAAUGGAUUGUGGAUGUGUUUAGAAGGUAGAUUCGAUGUGAAGGAUGAAUCUGGCUUGACCUUCUGGGUGGCUGAUGGGCCAUUUACUGAGAUGGGGCAGCCUGGAAGAGGAACAGAAGCAGGGUCGGGGUGGAGGGAGAAUACUAAACUUAGCUUGAGACAUUUUGCAAUAAGGAAGCUAUAUCUAGAGUGCUUAUGUGACUCACCUAAGGCCACUCAACAAGUUUGUGGCAGAACUGGAUUAGAACUGCACAGAAAACAGCCAAGCUGGGAUUUGAACCCAUGUAGUCCAACUCCAAGGCCUCUGCCCCUAACCACUGUGCCAUACCACCUCCCAAUAAUCAACAGCAAAAUUAUAGGUCUAACAAUGUUUUAUAGACACCCCUCCAUUUAUGUGAUGGGUUUGCAUCCUGAUAAACCCAUCAUAAGUUGAAAAUAUGAUCAUAAGUUGAAAAUAUGAUCAUAAGUCAAAAAUGUAUUUAAUAUACCUAACCUACCAAACAUCAUAGCUUAGCCUAGCCUGCCUUAAACAUGCUCAGAACACUUACAUUAGCCUACAGUGGGCAAAACUAUCCAACACAAAAUCUAUAUUGUAAUAAAGUUGUAAAGAAUUUUGAAUAAAAAUUCAAUAUUUGAAGUACA
This is a messenger RNA of Homo sapiens (human), 7541 nucleotides long. It is a transcript of the gene ALAD, whose product is annotated as aminolevulinate dehydratase. The record is from RefSeq and is a predicted model, not a curated record. Lineage: Eukaryota; Metazoa; Chordata; Mammalia; Primates; Hominidae. Gene Ontology annotation, biological process: response to amino acid; response to arsenic-containing substance; response to cobalt ion. The coding region runs from base 4435 to 5553 and encodes 372 amino acids. Gene Ontology annotation, cellular component: cytosol; extracellular region. The transcript is spliced from 14 exons. Gene Ontology annotation, molecular function: proteasome core complex binding; identical protein binding; metal ion binding.